AUGGAGUGGUUUGGAGAGAGGGUUCGGACACCGUACCAAGCAACGGUUCACGAAAAGACAUCUACAGCUUAUGACGAGGAGCCAACGAGGUCUGACCACGCCAGAGAGUAUGCAUCUGCACAUGCUCAACCAUCACCAGAUGCUACGCACAGACAUGGGCGGCGAUAUAGGCCACGAACAUGUCGGAUUUGCCUGGAUGUCGUAGAGCCAAAAUACCCUUCCAACUCGUCCAAGUCGAGCAAGCCAGUAUAUGUGUCUGACGACCCCGAGCUGGGAAGACUGCUAUCCCCAUGCAAGUGCAAGGGAUCGCAAAAAUAUGUCCACGAGGGAUGCCUCAAUUCUUGGCGACUCUCAAACCCGACGGCCAAGAGAAACUACUGGCAAUGCCCGACGUGCAAGUUCUCCUAUCGGCUGGUCCGCCUUCAUUGGGCUUCGAUGCUAAGCAGCAAAUGGGCUCAAGCUGGCCUGACACUGUUUAUCCUUGUGGCGAGCAUCUUCCUUUUGGGAUUUCUGGCUGACCCAAUCCUCAACCUUUGGGUCGAUCCCUUCGGUACCGUCAGUGACGCCGUUACAAGCGUCGUCACGGAUAUUGAAGCCCUCAAGGAGCCCGACUGGGAACCGCCGACGACCUGGGCCGAGCAUUUUCUCAAGGGAUUCUUCUCUCUUGGGCUCGUUGGCAUCUUCAAAUCCAUGAUUGCCAUGUCACCGUGGCAUUGGUGGAACUUGCGCAGCUUGACCGGAACCAGCAGACGCCAGGGCGGAAGGGCCAGAGUGGAAAACAUUAGCCUCGUGUUUGUCAUCAUUGGAGCCUUUACCGCCCUCAUGGGAAUAUGGAAAGGAGUCAAGAAGCUGAGUGAGCGCGUGCUGAAGAAUGUGAGUGAGAGAGUAUUGGACGUUGGCGGGGAUGAUGGUGAUGUUGAUGAUGACGGCGAUGAGGGAAUGCCGGAUGGGAACAAGGAUGAAUGA
Messenger RNA from Trichoderma virens Gv29-8, 966 nucleotides. RefSeq lists its product as uncharacterized. Gene Ontology annotation, molecular function: zinc ion binding. Lineage: Eukaryota; Fungi; Ascomycota; Sordariomycetes; Hypocreales; Hypocreaceae. The transcript has a single exon. Bases 1 to 966 code for a protein of 321 amino acids. The record is from RefSeq and is a predicted model, not a curated record.